Messenger RNA from Ctenocephalides felis (cat flea), 2481 nucleotides. RefSeq lists its product as uncharacterized. The coding region runs from base 1 to 2481 and encodes 826 amino acids. NCBI's taxonomy places the organism in Eukaryota, Metazoa, Arthropoda, Insecta, Siphonaptera, Pulicidae. Gene Ontology annotation, biological process: cAMP biosynthetic process; adenylate cyclase-activating G protein-coupled receptor signaling pathway; intracellular signal transduction. Gene Ontology annotation, molecular function: adenylate cyclase activity. The record is from RefSeq and is a predicted model, not a curated record. The transcript has 10 exons.
AUGUUGUGUUGUUUCAUAGUUUGGGUCUUCGUCGUGAUGUGCCAAGCGAUAAUUCUUCCAAGCUGUACUGCUUUAGUGAUAAGUCUGACAGCCACUACCUUUUUGUUGACAUGUGCAUCUGUUCUGGUAAUGGCAGAAGAGUUUCACCAACUUCCAAAAAAUUUGCAAAAAACUUCUUCUAUGUUAGUUCAUAAUAGAAUGUCGCGAACAACUUUUAUUUGCGUCAUCGUGAUCCUAAUGUCUGCUGCAAGCUCUAUAAGCUUGUUGUUAUGCCAAAUGCCAGUUGUAGAUGAAUAUGAUGACGAAUUACAAACUGCUAUUACUGCUACAACCAAAAGCCAUCACGAUUCUUCGGAAAAUACACAAUUAGUUGUAGGUUUGAAUGAGGUUUCAUUAGUACAGCCUCUAUACUUAAUCGCAGUUGGUCCAUUGACUCAGAACAAAAAUAUCACUAAACCUCUAAUAAACGAAAUUCAAAAUGAGCUUCCUAUUAUACAAACAGAUACCGUCGUAAAAAAUAAUUCCAAUGUUGUUAAUAUUUUUGUUACUGCAACAAUACAUCAUAAUAUCACUAUAAAUAGUGAUGAUCCCAAAACGGCUAAUUGCACUGAUGAUUGUAUCAAACAAUUGGUAUUAGAUCAAACAUUGAAUUUUACCAAUUCUAAUCUUUUAGAACAAUCACUAAAUUUGACUAAUCCUCCUCAAAUUGAAAACAAGAGGCGAAAAAGAUUUGAUAUUGAAUUUACUGAUGUUGAAGCUAUUAAGGAGAGUAACAGAAAAUUAGCAAUGCGCCAAGAAGCAGAAAUGGUGCAACAAAAGCAACAAGAAGCGCCGAUUAUUGAUGAUGAGGAUGAUGAAGAACCAGAAAUUUUGCCAAGAGAAUGCAUUCAUCCGGAAUAUGUGGUAUUUACCUGGGUUUUAUGCUUGGUAGCUUUAGCAACCGCCUUGAAAUUAUAUUAUUUAGUGAAAACUUGUUUGGCAAUUAUAAUGGUAACCGUGUAUACCCUUCUGAUCAUGUUGGCGUACCCCGAUGCAUUUCAUGACCCAGUACUGGAAAGAAAAAUGGGAAUGUCGCUCUCUGCUCAGAUGUUGAUUCUGUUGGCUGUCUUUUUGGUGAUGGUUACUUACCAUGCCCGCUUAGUUGAAGUGACCUCAAGAUUAGACUUCUUGUGGAAGCAGCAAGCAGAACGAGAACUUGCAGAUAUGGUUGACACAAGACAUAAUAAUACACAGCUGCUUAAGAAUAUUUUACCGGACCAUGUAGCUCAUCACUUUCUUUCGGAAGAUAGACAGCCUGAUGAACUGUAUUCUCAAUGGCGAGCGGACGUCGGAGUCAUGUUUGCGAGUAUUCCAAAUUUCACUGAGUUUUAUUCUGAGGAUAUUAAUAAAGGAAUGGAAUGUAUACGAUUGCUCAACGAAAUUAUCGCGGACUUUGAUGAAUUGCUGGAUGAAGCGCGAUUCAAACCCAUCGAGAAAAUAAAGACUGUAGGCGCAACCUACAUGGCUGCUUCAGGGUUAAAUCCGACACAGGGUUGUGUUGAUGAACUGGAGCACGUAUGCGCCCUUGUUGACUUCGCGAUCGCCAUGCGCCAUCGUCUGGAUGACGUCAACACCCAUUCAUUCAACCACUUUCGCCUCCGGGUUGGUUUGAGUUGUGGUUCUCUGGUUGGUGGUGUCAUUGGUGCCCGCAAACCAGUCUACGAUAUUUGGGGCAAUACUGUGAACGAGGCAUCGAGAAUGGAUUCAACAGGAGCAAUGGGUUGCAUCCAAGUACCGCGCUAUACGGCUGAUGUUCUGUCAGCUCGGGGGUACCAAGUUCAAUCUCGGGGUCUCAUCGAAGUAAAAGGUAAAGGAAAAAUGGAAACGUUCUGGGUCCUCGGUCGCAAGAGUACAAGACCGCCGCCAUUCCAAAGACAGCCAAGCCAAGUCCAUUCUUUGGCAGCUGUGGUUUAUGGUAUGGUGCAGGCCAGAAGAAAGCAGACCAGCGCUGCAAAUUUGGCAGCUUCUGCUCGGGCUAAGAUUAACAGUGCAAACGAACAGAAACGAAAAGAUGAAGAAGCAAACAAGCAAGACAAAAAAGGCAACAAAGGUGGUUUUGGAGGCAGAAGGGUUGCCAAUUUUAGUUCAAUGCGAAUUUCACAGCAUACACCUUCGAAUCCUGUACGAAGAAAUACAACUAGAGCACACCAAAGAAAUAAUUAUGCUAGGUCACAGCCAAACGUCCGCAUGGAAUCUCCUGUGCAAGGAAAUGGGAAGUCCAUAACAAGUGAAGGCACAACGGCCGAAAGUGCGGCUGCCGCCCAGUCGCCGUCCUCCGGUAUCAGAGCGCCCGCUUCCGCGCCGCAUACACCAAGCGCCAAUUCGGAUUCGAACCGAUUUCCACGCCUUUUAUCGGAACCAAUCGUCUCCCGCACCAGUAGCGCUGUGAGCAACAUGGGAAGUGAAGUGAUAAAUGCGGUUACUGAAAGUACGAACAUUUAG